CAGUAGCAAGUUCAGUUGCUAAAAGUCACAAUCAAGCAUGCGUUUCCUGGUAGUCUUAGCCUGCCUGGUGGCCGUUUGUGCCGCCGGCACUCUGCCCAACGAGGUGGAGCAGCGUCUGUUGGAGCUGGCGGAUCAGAAUGGUGACAUCGAUCUGGUCGCGGAGCCCCAGGAGGGAGUUGAAGUUGCCCCCCAGUUUAUUGUGUCCUGGCAGGCGCGUCGCUUCAUCCGCAAGCUCCAGAAGCAGAUGGAGUGCGGAUGGCCCCAGUAUGGCAUUCCCGUGCUGGCUCCUCUUCGCAUCAACGAAUUCGACCUAGACUACAAAAAGGGCAUUUUCGAGACCUUGAACCAUGUGUUCCGCCUGAAGAUCGCCGGUCUGAAUGACUUCAAUAUCCAGAAGUUCAAGCUGAACGUGAUCACCAGCAAGAUUACCUUCGAUUUUCUGUUCAAGAACAUCGAUACCACCGCCCAGAAGUACGACACUGAUACGCUGAUCGAUGCCCUGCGCCAGUUGGGUCUGUCCGUGGAGUACGAGGGAUCCGGAGAGCUGUUGUUCGAUUUGGUCAACCUGCGUAUUGCUGGCACUCUGAAGUACAAGCUUCCCAUGCUGUGGGGUUCCGCCAAGAUCACCUCGCUGAAGACCACCAUCUCGUUGGAGUCUGUGACUUCGGACAUCACUGGAUUCAUGGGCAACGGCAAGAUCAACCGCGCCAUCAACAGCCAGCUGGAGAACAUCGUGGUAAAGGGAAUCAAUGGCAACCAGGACGCCAUUUCCGAGACCAUUGAGAACGCCAUCGUGCCGCGAGUGAACAAGAUGCUGAAGGGCAAGGACUUCUGGACCGUCGUGGACCUGAUCCUGGCCAGCAGCGACGGUGAGAGCGAGGACGAUCCGAUUGUCGUUGAUUGCGAUCCCUCCGCCGAUCCCUGGGCCUAAACUAUGGGACAGCCGUGAAUAAACACUUGUCGAUAUAUUCAAUUAUUGGUCUACUUUUGGGGUUUUUAUUUGUGGAAUCCCAUUGGACUCUCAUUUCCUGCUCCAAUAUCCACAAUCAAUCUAUAAUUAUAUGCUCUGAAUUCACUGAAUGUGGUUUGCCUAAACAAAGAAACCUUUUAUAGCUAUUAUAAUUGCGGUUGGACUUAAAAACAGAAUAACUUAU
Messenger RNA from Drosophila melanogaster (fruit fly), 1154 nucleotides. RefSeq lists its product as uncharacterized. The coding region runs from base 38 to 931 and encodes 297 amino acids. The transcript has 2 exons. Lineage: Eukaryota; Metazoa; Arthropoda; Insecta; Diptera; Drosophilidae. The record is from RefSeq and is marked reviewed.